GAUGGAAAGCAGUUGUAAUUGGUAUUGUUUUAGAAGAAGUUUUUGCCAGAUGUGAUUUCUUAGCCAUUAGUAAUCAAAAGCAUAAGGAAUGUGGUAGAAUCGAAACGUGUGUUUAGCGAGAUCAUAUUUAGGUCACUCUGAAGAACGGAAACUAAGUUAAGAAAUACUUCAGAGACAGCUUCGUUGAUUUAAGGACUGUUUCGAUGGCUUUUCGACAGAGAGACAUGCAUUUCCAACGGACAGCUCGGUCUCAUCCACCUCACAGACCCUAUUCUACUUCUGAAACGUCGUCAUCUUCAGAUGAUCGCGAUGAAACUCCUAUCGUACGACAACCACCUCGAAGAUCUCAGAGCCGAGGUGCUCGAAGUAGAAGCGAGGAGCGAUCCCAAAUAGCACAAAAUUCAAUGAUGAGUCAUCCUCCAGACGCUUACCCAGUUGGGCCUCCAGUAACAGGAUAUCCUGGCCCUUUCCGAUCGGGAACGCUGCGGUCUACCCGUAGUGUGCCUGCUCUGGCUAUUGCUACUUGGGAUGGAGAGCCAUGUCCAGUACACGGGGGUCAUUCAAUGCAUCCACAUGGACCUGCUCCUAAUGUAAUGCGCCGAUACGGGUCAUUAUAUGAUUUGAGAGGUCCGGUGUAUAACACGGGACCUCCGCCACCAAUGCUGGAUAAAAAAAUGUUUCAUGGCUCUAUGCAGAUGUUACCAAUGGGUCCUCCACCACCAUUUCAGCCAUCUCCACUGCAAACAAAUGCUCCUAUCCCUCCUCACUUUUUACCUCCGAUGAUGCGUCCCCGCCCAAUGGUGUAUCCAGCGGUCGGAAUGGAGCCCUUACCUAUGAGAGAUCCUUACAAACUGAGAACUCCACCUCCUGGUUACUCUUCCAAAGUGGAAGAUCAGUACACUGUAGACAAAGUAUGUUGUCAAGGCCACUUAAUUGUGUUAUGGAUAAUUCUUGCUGUUGUAACAAUUGGAGUUAUUCUUGGCAUUAUCUUAGGAGUUACAAUUACGUAAAUGAGCAUACUAGCUGGCAGUUAUAGCUGUAAUACAAAACGAAAUGAAUUAUUACAUGGAUUAUGUAAAACUCGUACGUUUUUGUCGUUUUCUGCAGAAUCCUAGAGAAACUAAUUAUCUUCUAUCUGUUUUCUUCUUGCUGGUCGUAAGUUAGUUAUUGUUACUUGUAACCAAGCAGAGCGAUGGUUAUGCUUUUUCAUGAUUCUCCUAUGAUUCUUUAAGUUGGAAACUAGUACUUAAGAGCAUUAUAUUAGCUAAAAGGUUGUUUAGAUGGGUAAAAUUUCGAUACAAAACAAGAGGGUUUAUGAAGGGGGCCCCAUAGAGCUGAAGUUCGCUAUGGACCCACUGUGGUCUUAAUCCAGCUCUGUUUGUAAUAACUUUUACAAAAUAAUUUAUAGGUGCGAAAUAAUCUGGAUUUAACGAAACCAAAUUAUAUACGAACGAAUUUUUAUUUUUCGUAUAUCUAAUGUAAAUUGACACGCGUAGUAAUUAAUCAUUAUUAUUAUUUUUAUUGUGUGUGUGUUUUUUUCUUAGAUUCUCAGUGCUCCUAAUAGACAACAUAAAUCAUAUUUUACUAAAGUAUGCAAUUGCGAACUAGUUAGCUUCAAACAUAAACUUUAAGCAUUUAUUCUUGCUGGAAAUAUUUUUCCACAGUUAAUAUCUAUGAAUAUUAGAACGAAUUAAAACAAUGAACACUGCCAUUUUGGCAGUGAGGUUAAUUUGAUUUUGUUUUCUUUUGCCAUAAAGCAGUGCGCUUGUAAAUAAUGGGGUUAUCCUAAAAGCCUCGACAAUACCUUGAUAUGACACUUAGUUUUUAAUAAGAUGGCGUGAUAAUACUUGAAUUAAACAGUGAGAUUUUAAAUAACAAAAUACAGUUAAAAUAACAUAAUAAAAUAAGACAAAGUUAAUUACUUUCUUAAAGGUUGAAAGGAUUGGAUAUUUAUAUUACUAGCAGAAAUAUAUUUUAAUAAGGUGUAGAAAAGGUAAAAAUUACCUCAAAACUAGGCUAAUCUUUACGUGAUGUUAUUAAUAUGAAAGAAUGUUGCGUAAUUGUAUUCGGGGAAAACUUAUAGGCUUGUAGUGAUUGUAUGUGAUGAUUUUUAGUACUGAUAUUUUCGUAGCUUUACCAAAUUUUAAUAAACGAAUAUAUGUUACUCACUCGAGAUCUUUUGUUUCUUUACUAAUAUUUUGAAAAAGAAGUUCGGAUGAAA
This is a messenger RNA of Limulus polyphemus (Atlantic horseshoe crab), 2221 nucleotides long. Its product is annotated as leucine-rich repeat extensin-like protein 3. The record is from RefSeq and is a predicted model, not a curated record. The transcript is spliced from 2 exons. Bases 204 to 1010 code for a protein of 268 amino acids. Lineage: Eukaryota; Metazoa; Arthropoda; Merostomata; Xiphosura; Limulidae.